Linepithema humile (Argentine ant) is the source of this 2317-nucleotide messenger RNA. It is a transcript of the gene Ate1, whose product is annotated as arginyltransferase 1. Gene Ontology annotation, cellular component: cytoplasm. The record is from RefSeq and is a predicted model, not a curated record. Lineage: Eukaryota; Metazoa; Arthropoda; Insecta; Hymenoptera; Formicidae. Gene Ontology annotation, molecular function: arginyl-tRNA--protein transferase activity. Gene Ontology annotation, biological process: protein arginylation.
UAUUCAUGCAUCAUGACGUAAAAUUGUGUUUGACAAUUUAGCAGUAUAUGAAAAUUAAAUCGUAAAAAUAGAAGAUAAAUAUAUAAUGAGUUAUACGAUAUUAAAAUAGCUAAUUACAAUUUAAUCUUAGAUGUUUUAACUUAUAGUUGUAGUGCGCGAAUAUCUAAGUACGAUGAGUUUAAAUAUGAAUGCAUAAAUAAUGAUGUAUGAUUUAUACAGUCUUGCGAUUUCGAAACAAAGUUAUUAACCGUUAUUGACAUAUUGAACAAUUAAAAUGGCCAAUCCUUAUAGUAUUAUGGAAUAUUAUGCGGAACACGAAGGUUACAAGUGCGGAUAUUGCAAAAGUCCUAACACAAAUUUCAGUCAUGGCAUGUGGGCGCAUUCGUUAACAGUACAAGACUAUCAAAGCUUAAUAGACAGAGGAUGGAGACGAAGUGGCUGCUAUUGUUAUAAACCUACAAUGAGUCAAACCUGUUGUCCACUUUAUACUAUUAAAUGUGAAGCACUAAACUUUAAAAUAUCAAAGUCACAGAAAAAAAUUUUAAAACGUAUGGUUAAAUUUGUGAAAAAUGAAUUGACAAAUGAUAAUGCUGAACAUAUAGAUGCAGAUCAACAUGAUAAUAUAGAUAUAAACAAUGAAGAAGUAGUGAAUCAUGCAAAAUAUCUGGCAAAAGCACAAAAAAAUACAUCAGAAAUCAAUGUUUUAUUUGUUGAUAAUGAACUCGGUGGAAGAUUGUCUAUUGAUUCUGCAAAAGCCAAAAGUGAGAACACUAAAAAGUUCACUUCUGCAUCAAAUAGUAAUCAGGAACAGCUAACAAAUUCUGACAACAAGAACACUCUGCAUGUUAGAAACGAAAUUACCAAUGCAGUGCCUUGUAAAAAAGCAAAGCUCUUACGUAUAGAACGUAAGCAAAAUAAGUUGUUAGCACAAGGUAAAUCACAGACUGAAAUCGAGAGCAUCAUGAAAGAAAAGAAGCAACAAAAUUGUGUGAAGACUUUAGAAGAAUUAUUUGAGGAGGUGUACACUGGCUUGAGAAAGUUGGAGAUGAAACUGGUUCGAACUGCACCGAUGAGUCCUGAAUACCAAAAGAUCUCAAAAAAGUCGUACGAAGUUUACAAAAAGUAUCAGACCACAAUACACGGAGUGCCGGCUGAGAAGGUCACAGAGCAACAAUAUACAAGAUUUCUUGUUAAAUCGCCUUUGCAGAUGAAAUUGGUGAAAGUGAGGUCGGAAGAAUUUCUUAACACUUUCGAUGCAAGCGCAAAUCUCUAUAAAAAAUAUCAAAUGGCAAUUCAUGGCGAUCUACCGGACCAAUGCGAUAAAAAGUCAUUCUUUAACUUUCUUGUAAAGAGCCCCUUACAGCAAUGGACACCCGACAGUGGGCCACUUCAAGGAUACGGCUCUUUUCACGAGCAAUAUUGGUUAGAUAAUGAAUUAAUAGCGGUCGGCGUGAUAGACAUUCUGCCGUUCGGUAUUUCGAGUGUAUAUUUCUUCUACGAUCCGGCGUAUAGUCAACUUUCUCUGGGAACCUUUAGCUCUUUGCGAGAGGUUUAUUUAACGAGGCAGCUCAACAAAGUUGCGAAUAAUCUGAAAUACUAUUACAUGGGUUUUUACAUUCAUACGUGUCCGAAGAUGCGGUACAAGGCCAGAAUGCGACCGUCGAAGCUUCUGUGUCCGGAGACGUAUGUGUGGUGUGAUAUCGAAUCCUGUCUCGCUAAAUUAGAUAAGGAAAAAUAUUGUCGUUUUAACGGUGAUAUUGAUGCGAUUGACGAAGAUGGUAUAGUUGACGUUCGUGAGGUAUUGGUUUUAUAUAAACAAAUUGCGAUGCCAUAUAAAAAAUAUAAAGCACAGCAGAAAACAUGCCAGACAAUGCGAGAGGAAAAGCACGAAGUAGAAGAGUAUGCCAGUCUCGUUGGAAUGCCUUGUGCGCGAAGGAUGUUACUUUAUCGUUAUUCUAGUUAGAGAGUAAUUAUCCAGUUCGUAAAAUACAUGGAUAAUAUUUAAUAGUAAUAUUAAAUAUUUUAGUAUUUAAUUCACGAUCUCGAAAACCUAGAAAUUUUUUGGCUUUAAAGAUUAAUUGAUGAUUGAUACUUAUGUACAAAGAAAUUGCCGAAAAAUUGUUGCUUUUAAGGUAAGAAUAUUAGAUAGCCAUUAAUUAUGCAAACGGUUGAAUCCUAUUAAUCAAGGUAAUGUAAGGUAUAUUAAUAAAUUAUGUAUAUAAUUCGUUGUAUACAAGCGACUUAGUAGAGAAAGGAAGAAUUAAUUUCCAAAGAAUUAAUUUUAAAAAAAUUUUGUCAUCUUAAAUAAUUUUUUAAG